AUGCUCUCGUUCAUCGCCAAGGGCCUCUCAGCGCAGAGCAAACGCUCUAUGAGCACUAUCCGCUACUCGGAGUUUGGCCACCCGCUUACUGUCCUCCGAACGGAGGCAGACGACAAGGAGACGGCGCCCGCCAAGGGUCAAGUGGCUCUCCGGUUCUUAGCUGCACCUAUCAACGUUUCGGACUUGUCGCAGAUCCAGGGCUCGUACGCGAUCAAGCCCCCUUUCCCAGCCGUCAAUGACCGUGUUAUUCCCACGGGCGCUGCCUUUGGAACGUGGCGAAGCAAAGCUCUGGCGGACAGCACGGAGGUGAUGAAGAUCUCGGAGUCGAUCAAGAUUGAAGAUGCAGCAACGUUGUCGGUGAAUCCGUCGACGGCGUACCGGAUGCUGGCGGACUUUACGACGCUCAGCGAAGGGGACGUGGUGAUCCAGAAUGGUGCCAACAGUGCAGUGGGCCAGGCUGUCAUCCAGCUGGCGGCGCUGCGGGGCAUCACGACCAUCAACAUCAUUCGCGAUGACGGCGACUACGACGAAACGGUGCAGCAUUUGAAAAACCUGGGCGCUACGAUUGUGUGCACGGCGGACUACAUGGGCUCGGCCAAGUUCAAAGAGCUGAUUUCCGACUUGCCGGCCCCUAAACUUGCGUUGAACUGCGUUGGCGGCCAGACGAGCCUCGAGAUGGCAAAAGUGCUGGCCAACAAGGGCGUGCACGUCACAUAUGGCGGGAUGAGCAAGCGGGCCGUGUCGGUGAGCACGAGUGCUCUCAUCUUCCGUGACAUUACGCUCAAAGGCUUUUGGCUCACCCAGUGGACCAAAGACUCGACCGUGGAAGAGCGUGCUGCUAUGCUGUCGGAGCUCGCAGAUCUUGUGGAAGCUGGCAAGCUUCGCACGUGGAUCCAAACAUAUAAGUUUGCCGACUUUGAUGACGCUCUGCACGCUGCCGUCAACCGCACGACGAAGCGCAAGGUUGUUCUGCUAAUGGAGUAG
Messenger RNA from Peronospora matthiolae, 984 nucleotides. The record is from the annotation of a GenBank genome assembly. Lineage: Eukaryota; Oomycota; Peronosporomycetes; Peronosporales; Peronosporaceae.